AAAAGGCUGUUUGAUCCUGUCUUCUCUGCACAUGCUCAUUUUGAUCAACUACAUAAACUAAGAAAGGGAUUAGUUGAAGGUUCAAACAAGACACUUAUAACGGGCCUUCUGGAUGACUUACUUGAAGAAAAGAUAUUCAAUGAUGGUGAGGUAGAAUAUAUUAAAGAACAAUACACUCUUUCAAGUGACAAAAUGCGGCACCUUGUUGAUACUGUGAGGAAAAAGGGAGAUGCAUCUAGCAACAUCCUGAUUCAGAAAGUGUCAGAAAGAGACUUGAUGCUUAGCGAAAAACUUGGGAUAACAGUACCUACAGAACUCUCAUUGCCCAAACAAGAAACAAAGUUUGAGUCACCCAGCCAGAAAAAGCCUCUAUUGCCUAAACAGGAACAGAAUGUUGAGCCACCCAGCCAGGCAACCAUUAAUGGAAUCACACUGUGUUCAGAGAAGGAAUAUGAAAGAAUUUCCCAAGACGAACAGGAUCACAUUUACUCUAUUAAACCUCGGGAAGAACGUACACGUCUUGCUCUGAUCAUUUGUAAUGACAAGUUUAAUGAUGAUAAACUUGCAAAACGCAAUGGAGCAGAGUGUGAUGUGGAUGGAAUGGAGAAACUGUUAUGUGGGCUCGGAUACAAAACUGUAAAAAAAAAACAACUUGACAGUGCAGGAGAUGCGGAACACAAUGAAAGAUUUUGCUGCUGAGGAAAAACAUCUGGCAUCGGAUAGCACUUUCCUAGUAUUUAUGUCUCAUGGUCAAAGAGAUGUCAUCUGUGGGACUGACAGCCAAGAAUCUGAAGAGGAGGCAAUGAAUGUACUACAUGUUGAUGAGAUCUUUUCUACAUUCAACAAUGAGAACUGCCGUGUGCUGCGAGAUAAACCAAAAAUUAUCAUUAUUCAGGCUUGUCGUGGAAGGGAAAGAGGUCAGGUGUUGGUAUCGGACAGCCCUAGUGCUGUAGAAGGAAACUUGGAAGAUGAUGCCAUGCGAAUGCUUCAGAAGGAAAGGGAUUUCAUCUGCUUUUGUUCUACUACUCCAGAUACUGUUUCCUGGAGAGAUCCCAAAAAAGGUUCCUUGUUCAUCCUACGCCUAAUUGAGCACAUGAAAAAAGAUGCCCACCGCUAUUCAAUAGAAGAUAUCUUCCGCAGUGUUCAGUUGUCCUUCAAGGACAAGGUACAGAUGCCUACACAGGAGAGGAAAACACUCUUGAAAAAAUUUUAUCUUUUCCCUGGAUUUUAG
Messenger RNA from Staurois parvus, 1231 nucleotides. NCBI's taxonomy places the organism in Eukaryota, Metazoa, Chordata, Amphibia, Anura, Ranidae. The record is from the annotation of a GenBank genome assembly.